Molecule: messenger RNA, 1024 nt
Organism: Bemisia tabaci
Lineage: Eukaryota; Metazoa; Arthropoda; Insecta; Hemiptera; Aleyrodidae
Source: RefSeq, a predicted model, not a curated record
AGCUUCCUAAAAUGUUUAGAUCGUGCCAUAUAUCCUAGUUUUGCGUUAACUCUGAUCCAUGCUAGAAUCCAAAAAAGUCUCCCGAAGUCUCUGGUCCACGAAUCGCAAGCCUCUUUCCCUUUUAAAAAUGAUUUGGGCGCUUAUACAGCCAACAACAAGAAUUCGAACCGUAUUUAAAGCCUGUGUUCUAAAACGAGUCACAUUUGUGCGGUCUCUAAAAAAAUGUAUGAACUUAUAUUUUACUGAAUGAAACUUUUGGGAAUCUUAUUCGAUUCUUCAUACAUUAAAAGUGGUCAAAGGAACAGAUUUUAGCAAAAUCAGCUCAUUUAGUGGAUCGUUCAAAGCAGUAGGGAAAAAUGGUGGUAAGACUGGAAGGCAGAAUUAGGUCGCUGAUGGCACUGCUUGUUUGCGAGUGUCUUUGCAAGUCAAUAUACGGAUUGGAGGCACAGGGAUACGGACAUGCAACCGUGGCGUUCCCGAAGACGACGAUCAACACUAUCAGGAUGUUUGAGAAGACAAUGCCCCCGGGUUACACUAUAGAGACCGAUUUAGUCAUCAAGCGAAGGCCGACCGAAAAAAACAAGAAGGAAUGGAAACCGCGAGACAUCGAGAAAGCUUUCAGCGAGCAUCAAAUUGUCCCUGACGUUGUCGAUGACCCACCUGUUAAUAAGUCCACGAUUCUAUUUCCCUUCAACCGCUUCCCCGAAUUUGGUAAUGAAAUGAACCUGUCCAUCCACAAACACAUAUGUUGGGCGCAGUGGCCUGGUACCAUGAACGAUACUUACACUUUGAUCUAUACAAUUCCUGACGUACCAAGUCGGGAUAACCCAACAUCUGGGGAGUACCAAGUGUGGGUUGUUGGAAAUAUCGAGGGACCGAUUUACAUGGAGAAUGGAACGUUAACUGAAUAUAUUAAACCAACGCACCCGAACGGAACAGGUUUGCACAGACAUGUCUUUCUGGUGUACAAACAACCCUUUGGGAGGUUUAUUAGAUUUGAUGAGCCGUUCUUGGAUGCCAAAAC